UUUAAUCUUUGUUAAUUAGGUUUUUUUUUAUAUUAUGCUGAUGCUGUUUAUUUCACCCUCGAGGAUGGUGUUCCUCAGCGAGAUUCAAGGAGAUGUGAUGAAAAUGAAGAGAUCCCACUACAUCAAGCGCUUCUACUGUCACUGUUUUGAUCCUCAUCAGUGCAAACCUAAGGGAAGAAGUGUGAGGCCCAAAUUAGGGCUUGAGAAAAGUCGAGGCAGUAAAGCUGUUGUUGCUUCUAAUGCACCAAAGGAGUUUGGUUCUUACACUCUCCUGCUAGAUUGUUGUAGUUUCUUGGAAGAUUAUAGUGGUCACAAAAUGAUUUAUGUUGGUGACAGAAUGUUUUUGUGGGUCAGUUAUUAAUUUUUUGACAUUGAGGAAUCCACACAUGUUAUCAGAUUGACAUUUUUGUUAGUGAUUAUGGUAAAUGAAAUAUAUUUUUUCUU
Beta vulgaris subsp. vulgaris (sugar beet) is the source of this 444-nucleotide messenger RNA. RefSeq lists its product as uncharacterized. The coding region runs from base 35 to 361 and encodes 108 amino acids. The transcript has 3 exons. Lineage: Eukaryota; Viridiplantae; Streptophyta; Magnoliopsida; Caryophyllales; Amaranthaceae. The record is from RefSeq and is a predicted model, not a curated record.